AUGUCCCGCUCCAGUACCCCAAGCUCGGGCUUCCAGUUCCGCCGUCCGAAUCUCGCGGCCAUCUCCACCGCGGCGGGCGGUAGCACGAGCUCUACCUCGGCUCAGGCUCAGGCGCAAGCUCAAGCGGGGCAGGGAAGGUCCAAUACGACGCAAGGGCUGGGCCAGGGGCGGACGACGAUUAGCCUGGAGGAGUGGGAAGCGAGGGCGCCGCUGAACGAUGAGGAGGUGAAGAUGGUUAGGGAGGUCGGGGAGAAGCUGAAGGAGCGGCCUAUGCCGGAGAAGCAGUUCCGCGCGCAAGCCGAAGCUGGCCCCUCCCGGCCCUCCACUCCACUCCCCCUCCGCCGCCUCGCCCAUCCGCCUCGCGCAUCCACACCCCUCAGCACACCUCUUCACACAUCAACUACGCAGAUUACAGAUCCUCUCCGCCCCGAGAUCAUAACCACGGCCCAAGAGUUCCAAGAUCAUUUCCACGCACUCACCUUAUCGACCGAACACGAGCAGGACAGUCUGUAUCGGGAUCAGCUGGGGGAGAUCUCGGGUCUGAGGGAGAAGUGCGAGGAGCUGCUGGGGAUUCUGGAAGGGGCGGGUGAAGGGGUGGGGGAGAUGAUGCGGGCGUUGGAGUACGUGGAGGAGAGGAGUGAGAGUUUAAGGGGGGCGUGCGAGGACCUGUUGGAAGAGCAGACCCACCUCCUCACGCACACCUCCCAGCUCUCACACAGGCUCACCUUCUUUACAUUCCUCGAAACGGCCCAGCGGAUCCUCAAUAACCCCUCGCCCACCCUGGUUCUGUCCGAGGACUUCCUACCGAUGCUGAAGAGGCUAGACGAGUGUAUCGGGUACCUCAGCGAGCAUCGCGACUUCAAAGACGCCGAACUCUACCUGAUCCGAUACCAACAGUGCAUGACGCGCUCAAUGACACUGAUCAAGAUAUACUUUGUCAGCAGUGUUCGGUCGACCGGACAAGAAGUCGGGAAGAAGCUAUAUGACAAGUCAUUAUCAGAAACAGCUACCCAAGCUCUCCUCUUCCCCAAAUUCUCUUCUCUCGCCUCAUCGCUCCGACCGCUCAUCCACGAGCUAGAAACCCGCGCCUCGAGGUCGAAUGACGAGCUCGCGCCAUUAUUGGCAGAAUGCCAUUCUGCCUGGAUAGGGACGAGGCAGGGGCUGAUGGGGCCCAGAGUGGCAGAGGAGGUGGGCAGGCUCGAUCCUGAGAAAGGGGAGUUGGUGGACUUGACAAGAGCUGGGUGUGGGUACCUGAAGCAAAUGUGUUUGGAGGAGUUCAACCUGUUCAAGUCCUUCUUCCUUUCCGGCGAAGCGCAACUAUACUCAUACCUCGAAUCCCUUUGCGAUGCGCUCUACGACCACCUCCGUCCUCGUAUCCUCCACGAGCCCGCCCUCGAAAUCCUCUGUGGCGUCUGCACCGUCCUCCAAGCGCUCAUGGUGGCCGAUAUCGACCCUAACGCGGAGGAUGACGAUACGGCCACUGCGACGGGCACAGCGAUCUACACGCCUCACUCUUCGUACUCUCCUUCGCCUGGCCCGAAUGGCCCCGGCGCGUCUGACGACUACUUUUCCGUCCCUCCCCCUCGCCGCCCGGGGCCUCAGCGGAGGGAGGACGAAACGGACGAGAUGGAGUAUGUGGACGAUACGCCGAGUCGAUCACAUCGGACUCGGCGGCAUAAACCCUUGGCUCGGCUACAUACGGAGGUACUGUUGAGGAUGGUGCUCCAGGAUGCGCAAACGCGGCUUGUGUUCCGGGCGCAGGCGAUGCUCGUUAGUGAGGUGGAGUACUAUGUGGUCAAGGAGGGGGAUCUGGAUUAUCCCGAGAAGCUCGGAAAGGGUGAGAAGUCCCUCGUUCAGCGAAACGAAGACGCUGUUUCGCUAGAUGAUGAGGACGAGCCCGCGUUCCUCGCUUUGCCGAAUGAAGAAGCGCAGGAGGGGUGGUAUCCGACCUUGAGGGUGACACUUUGGGUGCUGAGCUGUCUAUGGCGAUACGUCGAUCAAGCGGUCUUUGAGGAUCUCGCACAAGAAGCGAUUCUGACAUGUCGUCGAUCCCUCUCCGCCGCGUCGGACGUUCUGGGGAACAAGAAGGAUAAGAGCGUAGAUGGACGGUUGUUCCUCGUUCGACACCUGUUGAUUCUGAAGGAGAUGACGGCGGGUCUGGAUCUGGGGAGGAGGGUGGGUAGGAAAGAGUGGGGUGGGAUAACGGACUUUCUGAGGUCAUUGUUGGAGGGCGCGGGGGUGAUGCUUGGAUAUGGGAAGAGCAGUGGGCGGGCGAAUGAGCCUAUAAGCGAUGCCAAGUCUGACAUUGACCGAGAGCUCAAAAAGGCGUGCGAAGAGCUUAUCGCCCAUUGUGCGCGAAGCUCUACUGUUCCCCUCCGGACGUUUCUGAAUCAGUGUACGACGUACCUUCACACCCCACCGCCGUCCUCGUCAGACCUCUCCCAACAGCCCUUCGCGACCCCGUCGAAAGUCACGGAAGCGCACGAUACGUUCAAAUCGGAAGUCCGGGGGAAGAUGGAUGAGUGGGUAGGCGGGUUGAGGCGAUAUUUGGGGGAUGAAGCGACGGUGGCUGUUCUUGUUCCGCCAGCGGAGAACGCGAUCGUGGAUGUCUAUCGACAAUUCCAUGAUCUCGUCAGAGCCGAAUACGACUUUUCGACCGCUGCGGGGUUGAUGACGCCCUCGGCUGUGUCGACCUUGUUGGCAGGUGCAAGAUAG
Dioszegia hungarica is the source of this 2715-nucleotide messenger RNA. Its product is annotated as Sec34-like family-domain-containing protein. Gene Ontology annotation, cellular component: COG complex; membrane; cis-Golgi network. Gene Ontology annotation, biological process: intracellular protein transport; intra-Golgi vesicle-mediated transport; Golgi organization. Lineage: Eukaryota; Fungi; Basidiomycota; Tremellomycetes; Tremellales; Bulleribasidiaceae. The record is from RefSeq and is a predicted model, not a curated record. The coding region runs from base 1 to 2715 and encodes 904 amino acids. The transcript is spliced from 14 exons.